Messenger RNA from Engraulis encrasicolus (European anchovy), 3593 nucleotides. Its product is annotated as protein bicaudal C homolog 1-B-like. Gene Ontology annotation, cellular component: cytoplasm. The record is from RefSeq and is a predicted model, not a curated record. NCBI's taxonomy places the organism in Eukaryota, Metazoa, Chordata, Actinopteri, Clupeiformes, Engraulidae. Gene Ontology annotation, molecular function: RNA binding; protein binding. The transcript has 21 exons. The coding region runs from base 295 to 3384 and encodes 1029 amino acids.
GAGUUGGGGAAGUGAAUUUGACACGUAAAACCCUCAGUCCGCCGAUUUCUGGGUUUGGAGGAGCGUAGACUCUGGGCUUCUGAUUUCAGUCGGCACAUAAUUUUGGAGACAGGAGGCUGCACCAGGAAACCAGUAGGCUAAACAACCCCUCGGCGUUAUGAUUCGCAACGUCGUGCUGGUUUUGGGGUGGAAAUGAGUGAAGUAAUUCGGUUCUGGUAAAAAGUUGGGGCUUCAAUAGCAGUAACCGUUUGGAACACUGUGCCCGGAGGAAUCGGUAGCCCCCGCGCCCGCGCCAUGGCCGCUCAGUGCGACACUUUGAGUGGAUACUUGCAGCACUCGGAUCCGGGUUCCAACAGCGAGCGGAGUACAGAUUCACCUUUACCCCUUUCUGAGGAUGACUCAAGCGGGCCACUUUCCCCGCCAGACCCGGAGUGGACUGAGGAGAGGUUCCGUGUGGACCGCAAGAAACUUGAGAUCAUGCUUCUAGCUGCCAGUGAAGGGAGGAUCAAUGGAGGAGAAGACUUCUUUCAGAAGGUCAUGGAUGAGACGAAUACCCAGAUCGCCUGGCCAUCCAAGCUGAAGAUAGGAGCCAAGUCCAAAAAAGAUCCCCACAUCAAGGUCUGUGGAAAGCGAGACAACGUGAAGGAGGCCAAAGAGAGAAUCAUGUCGGUCCUCGACACCAAGAGUAACCGGGUGACCCUGAAGAUGGACGUGUCCCACACGGAGCACUCCCACGUGAUUGGUAAAGGAGGCAACAACAUCAAGAGGGUGAUGGAGGAGACGGGCUGCCACAUCCACUUCCCCGACUCCAACCGCAACAACCAGGCCGAGAAGAGCAACCAGGUGUCCAUAGCUGGCCAGCCGGCUGGAGUGGAAGCAGCGAGGGCCAAAAUUAGGGAGUUGCUUCCCCUGGUGCUCAUGUUUGAGCUGCCUGCGUUGGUGCAGGCUGAUCCCAGCUCUGCGGCGGUGCAGCUCCUCUGCCAGACCUACAGCUUCACCGUCUCCUUCAAGCCCCCCACACGCCUCUUCGGGGCCACCGGGGUCGUACGCGGAUCCCAGAACAACGCCUCUGCUGUGCAGAGGGGCGUGUCCCUGCUCCUGGACCACCUGGCGGGCUCGCUGGCGAGCGCGGUGCCGGUGAGCACGCAGCUGGACGUGGCGGCACAGCACCACCUCUUCAUGCUGGGCCGCAACGGCAGCAACGUCAAGCACAUCAGCCAGCGUACCGGCGCCCAGAUCCACUUCCCCGACCCCAGCACGCCGCACGCACACCGCAAGUCCACCGUCUACAUCCAGGGCUCCGUCGACGCCGUCUGCCUCGCGCGACAACACCUCAUGGGUUGUCUGCCGCUGGUGUUGAUCUUCGACGUGAGGGAGGAGGUGGAGCCUCAGUGUGUCAGCGCCCUGAUGGAGCAGCUGGACGUAUUCAUCAGCAUCAAGCCCAAACCCAGACAACCCAGCAAGUCGGUGAUUGUGAAGAGUGUGGAGCGCAACGCCAGGAACAUGUACGAGGCCCGCAAGAUCCUGCUGGGGCUGGAGAGCGGUGACAUCAUAUCCUGUUCCUCCUUCUCCUCCGCCGCCACCAACAUCAACGCCACCACUACCAACGGCCACUCGCACUCUCACCAUCACUCCAACUCUCACCCCCACCCCCACCAACACCCCCACUCGCCUUGCUCCAACGGUCACUCCAAUGGCCACUCCAACGGUCACUCCUCCACCACCUCCUCCUCCUCUUCCUCCUCCUCCUCCUCCUCUUCCUCCCCCGGCUCGGCCCUCCUCUGCCCCGUCGGACUGGACAUCCUCGCCUCAGCUGGCCUGGGGCUGAGCACCCUGGGUCUCCUGAGCUCCGCGGUGGGGCCCUCUCUGAACGGCUCGUCCGGCCCGACUGCGGCCCUGAACGGGUCCAGUGCCGGCGUGGGCUCCCCCUCCCUCUGGACCGGCGCCCUCACCUCCUCCUCCUCCGCCACACAGUGCCUCUCGUCCGCCUUGAUGCUGCAUCCGGCCUCCCAGGCCUCCCUCAGUAGCCUGCUGCUGUCCAGCGUCCAGGCCUACACCCAGAGCACCCCCUCCCCUCCCCCCGGCCUCGCCCCCAUCCACAAGCCCAACGCCGGACCCAACGCCGCAGACUGCCACCUCAACGGCCACGUCAAGCAUCCUGGGUCGGUGUACGGUCGAAGGCCGUCUGCCUCGCUGGCCGACGUGGUCCUGAGCCCCGCCCACUGUGACUCCUCCCCCCAGAACAACACACACAACCCUGCAGAGCCGCUCUCUAGCAAGUCCAGCUCCGAUGAAGGAUCAGACACGUUUGUUGAAGUGGGCAUGCCCAGGAGCCCGUCCCACUCGGCCAAUGGGAAUGACCUGAAGCAGAUGCUGGCUUCCUGUAAGACGUCGUCUGGGAAACGGCAGACAGUGGAACUUCUUCAGGGCACCAAGAACUCCCACCUGCAUUCUGACUGCCUGCUGUCGGACGGCGACUCCAGUUCCUCUGACAGCCCGGUGGCAGACAAGAGGGCCCCGGGCAGCGAGCGGGCAGCGGAGAGGGCGGCCCAGCAGAACUGCGAGCUGAUACGCCUCACGUCACAGUCGGCCACCUAUGCCAACAUGCAGGCUUUGGAAUAUGAGCAGAAGAAGCUGUUGGCAACCAAAGCCAUGCUGAAGAAGCCAGUGGUUACAGAGGUGCGCACUCCAACCAACACAUGGAGUGGCCUGGGCUUUUCCAAGUCCAUGCCGGCGGAGACCAUCAAAGAGCUCCGCAGAGCCAACCCCAUGUCUUACAAACCCACCAUGAGCACCACUUACGAGGGCGACCCCCUUUCCUUGUCUCGUUCCGGGAGUCGGGAAUGCAUCGGAAACGGCAGCGAAUCAGACAACUGGAGGGAGCGGAACGGAAACCCUCCCGGCAACGGCACUGCAGGCAGAAUUCCAGGACACGCCGAAUUCCCAGCAACUGUCGGCAGUCCGAAGCGAAAGCAGAACAAGUCUGCAGCAGAGCACUUCCUGAGCAGCAGUAACUACAUGGACUGCAUCUCCUCCUCCAUGAAUGGCAGUAAUGGCUGCACCCUGAGCGCCUCCAUCAAGGGCUCCGAGCUGCCCGAGCUCUUCAGCAAGCUGGGCCUCGGCAAAUACACAGACGUCUUCCAGCAGCAGGAGAUUGACCUGCAGACGUUCCUGACGCUGACUGACCAGGACCUGAAGGAGCUGGGAAUCACCACCUUCGGAGCACGCAGGAAAAUGCUGCUCGCCAUCUCAGAACUGAACAAGAACCGACGGAAACUCUUUGAUCCUCCCAACAUUCGCUCGUCAUUCCUGGAGGGAGGUGCCAGCGGACGACUGCCUCGCCAGUUCCACGCUGACAUGGCCAGCGUCAGCGGCCGUUGGUGAUACGCCUAUCCAUCCACAAGCGGGGUUUCUUUUCUUCUUCUUUUUAGGGUCAAUCCCGAGGUACAACCCGAGUUCACCGGGCUCUGGUGAUUUGCGAACCAUUCGCUAGCAGUUUUUUUUUUGGCAAAUCCCGUGGUACUGCAACAACAACAGCAAAAAACUUCCCAUCAUCCUCCUCUGCUUUCAUCAUCCGCAUCAGCAGCUGCAGG